Molecule: messenger RNA, 570 nt
Organism: Elaeis guineensis (African oil palm)
Lineage: Eukaryota; Viridiplantae; Streptophyta; Magnoliopsida; Arecales; Arecaceae
Source: RefSeq, a predicted model, not a curated record
GAUGAGAUAAAUCGUGAACCAGCAUACAUCGAGCCUGAAAGCCUCGUCACGGGAGACCGGACACGCGUGACUUAGAGGAGCGAAGCGAAAGAUCUAGGGUUCGGGGCUCAGGGGCUCUUUGUGCUGGGAGAAAGAGACGAUGGCGGUGGACGCGGCCCGCCCUCAGAAGCUCCGGUGGGGAGAGCUCGACGAGGACGACGGCGGCGACCUCGACUUCCUGCUGCCGCCGCGGGUGGUGCUAGGCCCGGACGAGAACGGGAUCAAGAAGACGAUCGAGUACCGGUUCGACGACGAGGGCAACAAGGUCAAGGUCACCACCACCACCCGCGUCCGCAAGCUCGCCCGCGCGCGCCUCAGCAAGCGCGCCCUCGAGCGCCGCUCCUGGCCCAAGUUCGGCGAUGCCGCCCGCGAGGACGCCGGCAGCCACCUCACCAUGGUAUCCACCGAGGAGAUCCUUCUCGAGAGGCCCCGCGCCCCAGAACUAUUUUUGCUAUCAGCGGACGUGCGCCAAGCAUUUGCUUUUGGAUCUUGGUGGGAUAUGGCAUGCUAUAAUAUUUUUGUUAGCGAUAA